Messenger RNA from Acanthosepion pharaonis, 5967 nucleotides. The record is from the annotation of a GenBank genome assembly. Lineage: Eukaryota; Metazoa; Mollusca; Cephalopoda; Sepiida; Sepiidae.
AUGAAUACCUCAUCAUCACUGUCAGAGGGGCAUGGAAAGCCCUCCGUCUUCCUGAAAUUCCCCCUGGGACUUAUCCUCUUUGGUCACCUGAUCAAACCCGUCUCCUUCCUGCUUUGUGCGAAUACCUCUCAUCAUCACUGUCAGAGGGGCAUGGAAAGUCCUCCGUCUUCCCUGAAAUUCCACCUGGGACUUAUCCUCUUUGGUCACCUGAUCAAACCUGUCUCCUUCCUGCUUUGUGCGUAUACCUCUCAUCAUCACUGUCAGAGGGGCAUGGAAAGUCCUCCGUCUUCCCUGAAAUUCCUCCUGGGACUUAUCCUCUUUGGUCACCUGAUCAAACCGUCUCCUUCACCUUUUGUGCGAAUACCUCUCAUCAUCACUGUCAGAGGGGCAUGGAAAGCCCUCCAAUACCUCUCAUCAUCACUGUCAGAGGGGCAUGAAAAGUCCUCCGUCUUCCCUGAAAUUACACCUGGGACUUGUCCUCUUUGGUCACCUGAUCAAAACCGUCUCCUUCCUGCUUUGUGCGUAUAUUUCUCAUCAUCACUCUCAGAGGGGCAUGGAAAGACCUCCGUCUUCCCUGAAAUUCCCCCUGGGACUUAUCCACUUUGGUCACCUGAUCAAACCCGUCUCCUUCCUGCUUUGUGCGAAUACCUCUCAUCAUCACUGUCAGAGGGGCAUGGAAAGUCCUCCGUCUUCCCUGAAAUUCCACCUGGGACUUAUCCUCUUUGGUCACCUGAUCAAACCCGUCUCCUUCCUGCUUUGUGCGAAUACCUCUCAUCAUCACUGUCAGAGGGGCAUGGAAAGUCCUCCGUCUUCCCUGAAAUUCUACCUGGGACUUAUCCUCUUUGGUCACCUGAUCAAACCCGUCUCCUUCCUGCUUUGUGCGAAUACCUCUCAUCAUCACUGUCAGAGGGGCAUGGAAAGCCUCCAGGGGCAUGGAAAAAGUCCUCCGUCUUCCCUGAAAUUCUACCUGGGACUUAUCCUCUUUGGUCACCUGAUCAAACCCGUCUCCUUCCUGCUUUGUGCGAAUACCUCUCAUCAUCACUGUCAGAGGGGCAUGGAAAGCCCUCCGUCUUCCUGAAAUUCCACCUGGGACUUCACCUGAUCAAACCCGUCUCCUUCCUGCUUUGUGGUACCUCUCAUCAUCACUGUCAGAGGGGCAUGGAAAGUCCUCCGUCUUCCCUGAAAUUCACACCUGGGACUUAUCCUCUUUGGUCACCUGAUCAAACCCGUCUCCUUCCUGCUUUGUGCGUAUACCUCUCAUCAUCACUGUCAGAGGGCAUGGAAAGCCCUCCGUCUUCCCUGAAAUUCCCCCUGGGACUUAUCCUCUUUGGUCACCUGAUCAAACCCGUCUCCUUCCUGCUUUUGUGCAUACCUCUCAUCAUCACUGUCAGAGGGGCAUGGAAAGUUCUCCGUCUUCCCCUGAAAUUCCCCCUGGGACUUAUCCUCUUUGGUCACCUGAUCAAACCCGUCUCCUUCCUGCUUUGCCUCUCAUCAUCACUGUCAGAGGGGCAUGGAAAGUCCUCCGUCUUCCUGAAAUUCCCCCUGGGACUUAUCCACUUUGGUCACCUGAUCAAACCUGUCUCCCUUCCUGCUUUGUGCGAAUACCUCUCAUCAUCACUAAUACCUCUCAUCAUCACUGUCAGAGGGCAUGGAAAGUCCUCCGUCUUCCUGAAAAUUCCACCUGGGACUUAUCCUCUUUGGUCACCUGAUCAAACCCGUCUCCCUUCCUGCUUUGUGCGAAUACCUCUCAUCAUCACUGUCAGAGGGGCAUGGAAAGUCCAGGGGCAUGGGAAACUCUCCGUCUUCCCUGAAAUCCUACUGGGGACUUAUCCACUUGGUCACCUGAUCAAACCCGUCUCCUUCCUGCUUUGUGCGAAUACCUCUCAUCAUCACUGUCAGAGGGGCAUGGAAAGCCCUCCGUCUUCCCUGAAAUUCCACCUGGGACUUGUCCUCUUUGGUCACCUGAUCAAACCCGUCUCCUUCCUGCUUUGUGCGAAUACCUCUCAUCAUCACUGUCAGAGGGGCAUGGAAAGUCCUCCGUCUUCCCUGAAAUUCCACCUGGGACUUAUCCUCUUUGGUCACUUCAUCAAACCCGUCUCCUUCCUGCUUUGUGCGAAUACCUAUCAUCAUCACUGUCAGAGGGGCAUGGAAAGUCCUCCGUCUUCCCUGAAAUUCUCGCUGGGACUUAUCCACUUUGGUCAUCUGAUCAAACCCGUCUCCUUCCUGCUUUGUGCGAAUACCUCUCAUCAUCACUGUCAGAGGGCCAUGGAAAGACUUCCGUCUUCCCUGAAAUUCUACCUGGGACUUAUCCACUUUGGUCACCUGAUCCAACCCCUCUCCUUCCUGCUUUGUGCGAAUACCUCUCAUCAACACUGUCAGAGGGGCAUGGAAAGCUCUCCUUCUUCCCUGAAAUUCCACAUGGGACUUAUCCUCUUUGGUCACCUGAUCAAACCCGUCUCCUUCCUGCUUUGUGCAGAAUACCUCUCAUCAUCACUGUCAGAGGGGCAUGGAAAGCCCUCCGUCUUCCCUGAAAUUCCACCUGGACUUAUCCUCUUUGGUCACCUGAUCAAACCCGUCUCCUUCCUGCUUUGUGCGAAUACCUCUCAUCAUCAAUAUCAGAGGGUCAUGGAAAGCCCUCCGUCUUCCCUGAAAUUCUACCUGGGACUUAUCCUCUUUGGUCACCUGAUCAAACCCGUCUCCUUCCUGCUUUGUGCGAAUACCUCUCAUCAUCACUGUCAGAGGGGCAUGGAAAGUCCUCCGUCUUCCCUGAAAUUCCCACUCGGACUUAUCCACUUUGGUCACCUGAUCAAACCCGUCUCCUUCAUGCUUUGUGCGAAUACCUCUCAUCAUCACUGUCAGAGGGGCAUGGAAAGCUCUCCGUCUUCCCUGAAAUUCCACCUGGGACUUAUCCUCUUUGGUCACCCAUCAAACCCCUCUCCUUCCUGCUUUGUGCGAAUACCUCUCAUCAUCACUGUCAGAGGGGCAUGGAAAGCCCUCCAGGGGCAUGGAAAAGUCCUCCGUCUUCCUGAAAUUCCCCCUGGGACUUAUCCUCUUUGGUCACCUGAUCAAACCCGUCUCCUUCCUGCUUUGUGCGAAUACCUCUCAUCAUCACUGUCAGAGGGGCAUGAAAGCCCUCCGUCUUCCCUGAAAUUCCACCUGGGACUUGUCCUCUUUGGUCACCUGAUCAAACCCGUCUCCUUCCCUGCUUUAGGGGCAUGGAAAGUCCUCCGUCUUCCUGAAAUUCCACCUGGGACUUAUCCUCUUUGGUCACCUGAUCAAACCUGUCUCCUUCCUGCUUUGUGCGAAUCCUCUCAUCAUCACUGUCAGAGGGGCAUGGAAAAGCCCUCCGUCUUCCCUGAAAAUUCCCCUGGGACUUAUCCUCUUUGGUCACCUGAUCAAACCCGUCUCCUUCCUGCUUUGUGCGAAUACCUCUCAUCAUCACUGUCAGAGGGGCAUGGAAAGUCCUCCGUCUUCCCUGAAAUUCCACCUGGGACUUAUCCUCUUUGGUCACCUGAUCAAACCCGUCUCCUUCCUGCUUUGUGCGAAUACCUCUCAUCAUCACUGUCAGAGGGGCAUGGAAAGUCCUCCGUCUUCCCUGAAAUUCCACCUGGGACUUAUCCUCUUUGGUCACCUGAUCAAACCCGUCUCCUUCCUGCUUUGUGCGAAUACCUCUCAUCAUCACUGUCAGAGGGGGGCAUGGAAAGUCCUCCGUCUUCCCUGAAAUUCCACCUGGGACUUAUCCUCUUUGGUCACCUGAUCAAACCCGUCUCCUUCCUGCUUUGUGCGAAUACCUCUCAUCAUCACUGUCAGAGGGGCAUGGAAAGCCCUCCGUCUUCCCUGAAAUUCUACCUGGGACUUAUCCUCUUUGAGGGGCAUGGAAAGCCCUCCGUCUUCCCUGAAAUUCCACCUGGGACUUAUCCACUUUGGUCACCUGAUCAAACCCGUCUCCUUCCUGCUUUGUGCGAAUACCUCUCAUCAUCACUGUCAGAGGGGCAUGGAAAGCUCUCCGUCUUCCCUGAAAUUCCACCUGGGACUUAUCCUCUUUGGUCACCUGAUCAAACCCGUCUCCUUCCUGCUUUGUGCGAAUACCUCUCAUCAUCACUGUCAGAGGGCCAUGGAAAGACUUCCGUCUUCCCUGAAAUUCUACCUGGGACUUAUCCUCUUUGGUCACCUGAUCAAACCCGUCUCCUUCCUGCUUUGUGCGAAUACCUCUCAUCAUCACUGUCAGAGGGGCAUGGAAAGCCCUCCGUCUUCCCUGAAAUUCUACCUGGGACUUAUCCUCUUUGGUCACUUCAUCAAACCCGUCUCCUUCCUGCUUUGUGCGAAUACCUCUCAUCAUCACUGUCAGAGGGGCAUGGAAAGCCCUCCUUCUUCCCUGAAAUUCCACCUGGGACUUAUUCUCUUUGGUCACCUGAUCAAACCCAUCUCCUUCCUGAUUUGUGCGAAUUCCUCUCAUCAUCACUGUCAGAGGGGCAUGGAAAGCCCUCCGUCUUCCCUGAAAUUCCACCUGGGACUUAUCCUCUUUGGUCACUUCAUCAAACCUGUCUCCUUCCUGCUUUGUGCGAAUACCUCUCAUCAUCACUGUCAGAGGGGCAUGAAAGCCCUCCGUCUUCCCUGAAAUUCACCUGGGACUUAUCCUCUUUGGUCACUUCAUCAAACCCGUCUCCUUCCUGCUUUGUGCGAAUACCUCUCAUCAUCACUGACUUAUCCUCUUUGGUCACCCUGAUCAAACCCGUCUCCUUCCUGCUUUGUGCGAAUACCUCUCAUCAUCACUGUCAGAGGGGCAUGGAAAGCCCUCCGUCUUCCCUGAAAUUCUCGCUGGGACUUAUCCACUUUGGUCAUUCAUCAAACCCGUCUCCUUCCUGCUUUGUGCGAAUACCUCUCAUCAUCACUAGGGCAUGGAAAGCUCCUUCUUCCCUGAAAUUCCACACUGGACUUAUCCUCUUUGGUCACCUGAUCAAACCUCUCCUUCCUGCUUUGUGCGAAUACCUCUCAUCAUCACUGUCAGAGGGGCAUGGAAAGCCCUCCGUCUUCCCUGAAAUUCCACCUGGGUUUAUCCUCUUGGUCACUUCAUCAAACCCGUCUCCUUCCUGCUUUGUGCGAAUACCUCUCAUCAUCACUGUCAGAGGGCAUGGAAAGCCUCCGUUUUCCCUGAAAUUCCACCUGGGACUUAUCCUCUUUGGUCACCUCAUCAAACCCGUCUCCUUCCUGCUUUGUGCGAAUACCUCUCAUCAUCACUGUCAGAGGGGCAUGGAAACCCUCCGGCAUGGAAAGCCCUCCGUCUUCCCUGAAAUUCCACCUGGGACUUAUUCUCUUUGGUCACCUGAUCAAACCCAUCUCCUUCCUGCUUUGUGCGAAUACCUCUCAUCAUCACUGUCAGAGGGGCAUGGAAAGCCCUCCGUCUUCCCUGAAAUUCCACCUGGACUUAUCCUCUUGGUCACUUCAUCAAACCUGUCUCCUUCCCCUGCUUUGUGCGAAUACCUCUCAUCAUCACUGUCAGAGGGGCAUGGAAAGCCCCUCCAACCUGCAUUCCUGCUUUUGUGCGAAUACGUCUUCAUCACUGUCAGAAAUGAAAGCUCUCCGUCUUCACUGGGAAUUAUCCUCUUUGGUCACCUGAUCAAACCCGUCUCCUUCCUGCUUUGUGCGAAUACCUCUCAUCAUCACUGUCAGAGGGGCAUGGAAAGCCCUCCGUCUUCCCUGAAAUUCUACCUGGGACUUAUCCUCUUUGGUCACUUCAUCAAACCCGUCUCCUUCCUGCUUUGUGCGAAUACCUCUCAUCAUCACUGUCAGAGGGGCAUGGAAAGCCCUCCGUCUUCCCUGAAAUUCCACCUGGGACUUAUCCUCUUUGGUCACUUCAUCAAACCCGUCUCCUUCCUGCUUUGUGCGAAUACCUCUCAUCACUGUCAGAGGGGCAUGGAAAGCCCUCCGUCUUCCCUGAAAAUUCUACCUGGGACUUAUCCUCUUUGA